This is a messenger RNA of Entamoeba invadens IP1, 606 nucleotides long. RefSeq lists its product as hypothetical. Lineage: Eukaryota; Evosea; Mastigamoebida; Endamoebidae. The record is from RefSeq and is a predicted model, not a curated record. The transcript has a single exon. The coding region runs from base 1 to 606 and encodes 201 amino acids.
AUGGAGAAAGGACAAGUCGAAGAGUGGUACACAACAGUAUUCAAUAUGCAACGAAAGAAGCUGAAAAUUAACGGACAUUGUAUUGAGUACGAGCAAAAGUUAAACCAGAUACCACAGUAUAGAGGUGGUAUUUUGGAGUUCUUAGAUUUGAACGCAAAGACAGUUGAUGGGUGUUGUGAAUUGGUUGGUGAUGACAAACGAGAAGAGGCGUUGCUGUGUUACAUCGACUUUUUGCGGUAUUGGUUCUUCUUAAGAGAGGACCAGAAAUGGUUCCACCCAACAACAAAAAUCUUACCAAACCAGUCCCCUGUCAAAGAACUUGCGAAGAUCAUGGGGUACUUGUUGUGCUGUGGUGCCGAUUUGCGAGACGUUUUGAAGUACUUUGGGAUGUUUGACGAUUGUGGAGAAGUUCUUGGAGAACUUUUCAUUAUUGCUGGAGAGAGUAUUGUCACCGCCUUCAAAAAGGAUGAAGACAAGAGUUGGAGGGAAUUUGUAUUGAUCGGAGCGAAGUGGGUUCUUGUUUGCAAGCCGAACGAUGCGAUGAUGAAUCUCGAAUACGUCCAGACCAUUUUCAGGUUGUAUAACAUCGAGGGUCUCCUCGCUUAA